AUGUCUACAUCUGCAAAAAAACGUAAACUUAAAGGUGAAAAUGAAAGUGGAUCGGAAUCUAGCUGUGCAAGGGGAUCUAGUUUGUCUUCAGAAGUUGAAGUAGAAACUGAGGAUAAAUUUGUUCGUGUAACUGACCAAGCUAAAACUUUGAAAAUUCCUCUUUUAGAGGACGGGACGUUAGAAUUCUCAUCACUUGAACACGCAAUUCCAGGAGCGUAUGGGUUAAAGUACCCUACGCCAAAUUCUAAUGUCAAGCGCGGUGUUCCAUUUAAUGAUAAUAAAAAGGCUUUUGAGGCACCUUUUGGUGGAUGGAAAGGGAAGCUGUUUGAAGUAAUUUAUCGUCGGAAGCCUCCUGUUGUUGGUGUAGCGCCUGUAAAUGGGCCUUUAUUGGGAGAUGUGAAAAAGUAUUGUUUUUUCAUCAAAAUUGAUAAUCUUACUACAUGCGUUACACGAAUUCACAAAUCAUAUUUUGCUACUUUCCGCCACAUUGAGCACAAGAAAAUUAACUGGGGAAAUGAACUACUUAUUUAUUCUGAUGAUGGAUCUCACUUUCUAGCAACUGUCGUAUAUAUAAAUGAUUAUUGGGACUUUAUUUUGUUCAAAGCAGAUACUGAUGUUAAAGGUGAUGGACCUCCAAUUUCUCACUCCGUUAGGGCAGGCGAUGAAAUUAGUCUCUACGGUCGUGGGAAUGAUGGAUCAAUUCUUGGUCCUAAAAAAGGAAGUCUUCAUUCAUCGAAACAGUUUUUUGGAGAGAAUGACGUAUACGCAAAAUUUUUGGUUGGAACUAUUCAAACUAACGAUGGCGAUAGUGGCGGUGCAGUUUUUGACUCAAAAGGAUUGUUAGCGAUGAAUGUAGGGCGAACUUUUUUUCCUGAUCACCCUCAAAGUAUUGCUACAAAUAAGGCUGCUUAUUUCAAUCCAUUUAACUUUAUGGUGUUGGCAUCGAGUAUGAUUUCUGUUGUAGACCUUGAACGACCGCCAUCUGAUUUAAAUAGGUGCGAAUUUUCUCCUAUUUAUCAAAAGAUGGCCAGAUUGCCGCCGUCAAGAACUAGAACUUGA
Messenger RNA from Meloidogyne enterolobii, 1059 nucleotides. The record is from the annotation of a GenBank genome assembly. NCBI's taxonomy places the organism in Eukaryota, Metazoa, Nematoda, Chromadorea, Rhabditida, Meloidogynidae.